Chanos chanos (milkfish) is the source of this 1576-nucleotide messenger RNA. RefSeq names its product centrosomal AT-AC splicing factor (gene cenatac). The transcript has 11 exons. The record is from RefSeq and is a predicted model, not a curated record. Lineage: Eukaryota; Metazoa; Chordata; Actinopteri; Gonorynchiformes; Chanidae. Bases 30 to 1112 code for a protein of 360 amino acids.
ACACAUCAGAAAGUCUCAAAACUGUUUAAAUGGGUGCAUUUUACUGUGCAGUCUGUCGACAGACAGACUUCUCAGGCAAACGCCACAUCUACGGGAAAAGCCAUCAGAGCAAGCUUAAAGUGGUUAUUGUAAAAUUCAUGGAGAAGGUAAAGGAAGCUCGACGAACCAUAAAGAACCCACAGGUGGACAAGUAUGAUUGCUCUCAGCACGAUAGUAAAUUCUGGUGUUAUUGUUGCGGACUGGAGGUGCCCAAACACGUUACUAAUGGCAAUCUCACUGUGUUGCACGGAGGCCUGCUGGAGCACAUGAGCACGCGAGAACAUCGGACAAACACGCACAAGUUCUGGUGGGAGAAUAAAGCAGACCCCAAGCUUAGAGACAAGUUCAUCAUUACAGAAGAAGAGACGGAAAGAUUCAAAGCAGAAGUGGCCAGAGCGCUUGAAAAAUUUGAGGAGAAAGAGGAUACGCUUAUUAAGCAACAUGCUGCUUUAAUCCGAUCACAGGAGCAAAACAGACUGGAAAUUUUAAAGUCUGUUCUAGAGCCUGAUCCAGAGCCUCAGUCAUCUGCCACAGAGGGCCAGCACAGCGUAGAGCAGCCAACCAGUUUUGCGGGUGACUGGGGAAGAAGCUUUCACAGUAGGUCUGGUGGACUGGUGGAGCAGCCGGGGCCCAGUACAGAGGAGCCAACACACAGCCGGUGGACAGAACCCGGACUCGGCUUAACUUUCAUUGGCUAUCAGGAUUCCUCCGGCAGUGGAAAUGUUCACACGGGGGGUGUUCCUCCGUGGCUGCAGGAGGAUCCUGAGGAGGAAAGAACAGAGCAAGAAAUCGGCCCCUCACUGCAAGACUUCCUGAAACACAAGGAGCAGGAGAAACUGAGAAAACUUCCUCCAAACCGUGUGGGGGCUAAUUUUGAUCACAGCUCACACACCGAUGCCAACUGGUUACCGUCGUUCGGACGCGUGUGGAACAACGGCAGGCGAUGGCAGUCCAGGCAUCAGUUCCGAGAGGAAGAAUCCAAAACAAACAGACGAAAGCGAAGACCAGACUCCGGAGGGAAGGGACCAAAGAGACAAAAACAACUAAGUAACGGAGAUAUUCCACACUCGUAAGGCGAUGCGUAAAUGCCACAAACACCAAGCAAGAAAUGUAUAAUGUGAAUAUGAAAAUAGGUUUAACCACGUUUUGUUAUCGAUAGAAGUUAAAUUGAAGCGCUCUAGAAUCAAUUUGGACAAAACUCUUGUACAAAAACUGCCUAUAUGUACAGGGGCAUCUCUAAGUUCUGUAUGGUGUAAAUAUGUUUGAUAAAAUAUGUUCAGACAUUUUGCUGACAAAUAGUUAGCGAAACAGAUACUGAACAUUUCAGUUUUUUUGAACAUGUGCUACAGUUGAUGAGACAUUGAGAUGUCUCUCAUUUGUGUCCAUCCUCUUCAUCUUUCACUGGAGUAUCAAACUAGAUGGAAGGUCUAGACAUGAAGCUAACAAAAAUAUAACACGCAUGAAGGUUUUUUUGUGUGGAUUAAUGAUUACUUUCUCAUACUGAGAAUCCAUUAAUUAUUCAGACUAAAAAAAAGGA